Molecule: messenger RNA, 405 nt
Organism: Prorocentrum cordatum
Lineage: Eukaryota; Dinophyceae; Prorocentrales; Prorocentraceae
Source: the annotation of a GenBank genome assembly
CCAGGCUCGAGGGAGGAAGCUCCAAGUCUCGCCCGGGCGCAGCUGUCCAGCCUCCAGACCGCUGGAGCCAUGUCCGACGCUGGAUCUGAGGCCGAAGAGGUCGCGGACCUGAGCAACCCCGACGUCACCACCAAGUACCGCUCCGGAGGCGACAUUGUGAACAAGGCGCUUCAGAAGGUUGUGGAUGCCUGCGUGGAGGAUGCGGACAUCGCUACAAUAUGCGAGAUGUCCGACAAGUUUAUGGAAGAGGAGACGGGCAAGCUUUACAACAAGAAGCAGAAGGGGGAGGGCGAUAAGCCCGGCAAGAAAAUUGAGAAGGGCAUCGCGUUCCCCACCUGCAUCUCGGAGGGGUCAACGAGCUUAUCGGCCACUUCUCGCCCCUCAAAGGUGAGUCCAGGCAGCUGA